GAGCAGUUUGGUCAGAGUAUUGUUGUUGUACUUUGCACACGCAUGUCUGCACGCUACAUGUAUACCAUUGAGCUGCACACGCUGUCGUACAUUCACCUGGUUUUGUCAUAUUUGUUCAGUUGUAGGUCUAGCCUACGUUUCAAACUCCAGCAGGCACAUGAAUGAUGGACGAAGUAUACCAUUGGAAUGAGCUGCCAGCUCAGGUAGAAGCCGUCUUGUCGGAGGUUUGGAUCAAACUGGAUGUUGACAAACAACUUCAACAAGCUCAAGAAAAAAUUGACCAAAUUAAUAAUGGCCACAGUGAAAUUGGUGAGAUAUUUGAUAGUGUUGAACAAGGUCUAAUAGACAUUGAAAACGAGUUACACCCUACAAAGGCAAAUGGAGAACGAACAAGAUUUUAUGCUGAUGUUGCAGACUCGAUGAGCAAAGUGAAGAGUGAUCUUCAGGACCUUCAUUUAAAAAUAGAUGCGCUUGAGACAUGUCAUGAUGAUGCAAAUGAUGAUCAGACUAGCGAGGGAGUCUUUGUGUUUGUGGACAGUGAUGAUGACUCAUCAUCUCAACCAUCACCUAAAUGUCCAUCUGAUAAGGAUCUUGAGCUCAUGGAUGCAACUUGUAAUGAUACUGAGAAGAAAGAAACGGGAGAGACCAACCACUGUGAUGCAGACAGUCAACAAGCAAGCACUGAUCAGCAAGCGAUCCUGUCAACAGACACCAAGCCCUGUGACAAUGUCACAGCAAACAAGAUAGACAGUACUAGUUCGUCAAGACAAGAUGCUUCACAAGAUGUCUGUGAACCUAGGACUGUGCAAGGUGGUAGCAAGCAGAUAGACGCUUCUUCCUCAGUAGCAUCCCAUCAACAGACCGUCAGCGCUGCUAAACCUGUCACGUCUGUAGACAAACCCUCAGCCAACACACAUUCCAAACAGUCAACCACAGUGAUGUCAAAGCCAAAGACGAUGCAUGUCAAACCUGAGCCGGGCAGUAAGACAUCAGAGAGUUUGAAAUCUGUUACGGCAAGUCAGCCCAAGCCUUAUAAUGUUGGUGAAGUGAUUGAUCUAUGUGAUGGAGACGACAGUAGUCCUAUGGAAGAUGACCAGGAUGUUAUAGAGUGUAUCCAGACUAAGAUAAAGACGACGCAUAUUCAGGAUAGUUCGAUUCAGCUGACCCAAGGCUCCAGAGUUCUUGCUAAGAACAUGAAGAAAGGUGACACAUGGCAUGAUGCAACCAUCAUCAGUAUCAUCAAGGACAAUACUUCACAGCAAAAAUUCAAAUUGAAGUUUGAUAGCAAGGGUAACUCCUUGGUAUCAGGGAAGCAUAUUGCUGUGAAAUCCUUCCCUAAGCCAUCCAGAGUCCAUGUGGGUAGCCGUGUAGUAGCUGAAUGUGAGAGUGGAGAGAAAACAUCGCAAUGCACUCUGUAUGCUGGCAUUGUAGCUGAAGUACCACUCCAUAGCAAUAAGGCCAGAUAUCUCAUCUUCUUUGAUGAUGGCUACACACAAUACCAUGGUCUCAAGAAGAUACAUUUAGUUCAUGAAGCCAGUGAUAAUGUGUGGGAAGAUGUACCAGAGGACACGAAGGAGUUUAUUCAAGAAUAUUUAGAGAAGUAUCCUGAGAGGCCCAUGGUCCGUUUACAUCGUGGUCAGUGUGUCAAAACAGAAUGGAAAGGAGUGUGGUGGCGUGCUAAGGUGAUAGAGGUGGAUGGCUCUUUGGUGAAUGUGAACUUCCCUAACGAUGGACGCAAUGAAUGGAUCUACAAAGGAUCACCAAGACUAGAGCCACUGCAUAGGGAAUUGGAGACAGCCAAGUAUCUGAGGGAAUCUGGCCGAUUGAUUGCAGGAAGUAGUGUUUCUAAGAAGCGAGGUGGUCCCUGUGUGGAAUAUCAACGAGUCAAUCCAGACUUUCUAGUGUCAGAGAAUGACAUCCUGGCUUUGGCCGAAGGCAAGAAACCUCUGAUAAGACCAGAGACAACCAGUCAAUUUUCCCAAUCUAAAGGAGUGGUUUCUUCCAAGAUUGUAGAGAAGAUGCCUGUAGUGCAGUGGGCUGUCAUCACACUAAGGAAGUGGUGUGAGAGUCAUAGGGUGUCUCCCACAUUUGAGGAUCUACCCAAUGAGGGUCUCGCAGCACUACUAGAGAGAAUCUACCGAGAAGGACCUACAGAGGAACCAGAUGUAUUCACAUCUCACACACUCCAAGGUCUACGCUGUUCUUUGAGUACCUUCCUGACAGAGCCGCCUAUCAGUCGCAAAGUUGAUAUCUACAGAGAUGCAGUAUUUAACAAAGCAAACAAGGCACUCACAGACUCCGUCAGAUCACAAGACAAAGACAAACCAGUCAUCAAAAAGAUGAUGAUAGGCCAACCAGGGAUGAGUAGACGAGAUCUACUCAAGCUACUCAAGUCCGGUCUAGUGUGUCUGAGUAAUCCAUUGGGUUUAAUGAGGCUCGUCUGGCUCUUCAUGCAGCCUUUUGUUGGCAGAAUUAAAGGCAAGAUCAAGUCGCUGGAUCUCGAUCAGCUUCAGAAGAAGGAUGUGUUAUGCAAAGUUGCCAAGUCGGGUCUCCCGUACUAUGAGAUCAAUUCUCCUGUGCUGGGCUUGAGUGGUGGACAAGAACAGAAGAUCUAUGCCACUGGCAAUCGUUUCUACUGCCCACAUCAUGCCAUCAGUUUGUACAUAUCCAAACUCAAUCCCGAUUGUCCGGAUUUCUUCCAGAAACCAAGAAUCAAGAGCAACUUCAAGCUGGAGGCAAUAUGGUUUGAUCCCGAGCCAGUGAAGUCCGCUGCCAUCAGCUCUCUCAUGUCUGUCAUAGGUGCGGCAGCUAAGUUGAGUCGACCGUACAAUAAUGCGGAUAUCAGAGCCACGCCAUGGGACAAUCUACAAGAUGCCAUUGAGGACUUCUCUGAGAACCUACGCAUGGGUUACCGUAGAAAUCCACCUCCACAAGCUCAGAAGACAUCAGCCGUCACCACGACCACCACAGCUACUACUACUGCUGGCAGGCCAGUGGGUAAACAAGUCAGCCCAUCAGCAGUCACUGGGAAGGCACUCAAGCCAGUCAGUCAACAGUCUGCUGUAUACAUUAAGCCAGAAAUGCAACAAGGUAAUGUCAACAAGCCUGUGAGGAAGGCCCUAUACCAGCAAGCAGCUACAUGUACAACAAAACAGCCUACUGCCCAGGCAGACAGUGACGAUGAUGUCAUUAUAAUAGGAACAACCACAUCAGACUCCUCGGCAAGCAAAGGAGCUUCUAAGAUGUCCGCCUCUCAAUGCCUCAUGCAGAUGAGCAACCUGUAUAAAGCAGAAUUCAAGAAUGAAAGACAGCAGACAGCUAAGAAGAGUACAUCCAGCCAGAGUCAUUAUCACUAUCAUCACCAUAAACACAGACGUGGCAACCAUAGAUACGAUACCAACCCAUAUGACUCUAUGAAGGGAAAGCUGCAGGUUUCAACCAGACAAAUGCACCAACUCACAGCUGAAACCAGACACGCUAAAAUGACCUUUGUUCCCCAUAACUGUAGCCAACAGUGUGUGGUUGCUUCAAUUCCGGAUGAAAAGCGCAAAUACAAGAUCAGAAAACAAAAUCCUCUGCAUGUUCCGAGUAUGUAUGGAUGGGUGCGACGAUUAGCAAAGCAAAGAGGUUCAGGUAGAAGGCAUGUCGUCUAUCGUACUCCAUGCGGGAGAAGUUUGAGAACAAUCUCUGAAGUUGACCGCUACCUCACAGACACCAAGACGGAGGAUAUCUGCGUGGACGCAUUCACCUUUGAUCCAUUUGUUUACACUGAACUGCGCAAAUAUCGUGUCAGCCAGCGAUAUCUUGAGAUCAGUGAUAUCUCUAAGGGUUCGGAACCAGUAGCUGUGUCGUUGGUGAACGAAAUAGACAAUGACCAGCCUCCUGAUGUCAAGUACAUUGCUCACCGCCAGCCAGAGAAAGGCUCAAUGAUCAUAACUGAUCCAGAUUUCCUCAUUUGCUGUGACUGUACUGAUAAUUGCAAGGACAAUUCAAGGUGUGCUUGUAGAAAGCUGACACAGAGAAGUGCCCAGGACUUUCCAGAGCUGAGCAGGAAUACCAGUGAGAUUGGCUACAAGUACAGGCGCCUGAAUGUGAUGGUGUCCACGGGGAUCUAUGAGUGUAACCCCAGGUGUGCCUGCAACAAGCAAUGUCACAACAGAGUGGCACAGAAUGGACUCAGUCUACGUCUACAAGUCUUCAAGACGGAUAAACGAGGCUGGGGUCUGCGAUGUUUAGAUGAUAUACCACAAGGAGCAUUUGUCUGUACUUAUGCUGGUCAGCUAUGGGGAGCAGAAGAGGCAAAUAUGAGAGGACAAACAUUUGGAGAUGAAUACUUUGCUGAACUGGAUCAUAUUGAGGUUGUAGAGAACAGCAAGGAAGGAUAUGAGAGUGAUCCAAUGGAAGAUGAAGGUAUCUCAGACUCAAAGGAGUCACUGUCAUCCAACUCAAGCAACUCAGAUCAAUGCUUGACAUCUGAUGACGACUACCGUAUAGGCAGUGAUGAGAGUGAGACAUCAUCUAUAGCUAUUGAUGUUGAGAACAAUUCAGACGACAGCGAUGAGCUGGCCAAAGAACAAAGUGGUGAUUCCUCAGCGACCAAGAUGGUGUUCCGUAGGCAUCAGUAUGAGUCAGGGCAAGGCAGCAUGAUAGAAGGCAGCUGCUGGUCUGUUGCAUUUCCUGACAAGGAUUCAUCACAGAGUAAGGUGGAAGCUUGGGUGAAAAGAAACCUGUCUGCUAACAGUGAUUCCAUAGCAACCGCAAGUGAAGAGAGUGGAAUAGAUGAAGCUGCAGCCAAGAUGGAGAAGGACUCAACAGAAAGCAAGAUGCAGAGGAAAGGACAACCUGACUCCCUGGCAGACUCAACUGACAGAUCUUACAAGGACGGUACCAGUGAUGUAGACUACAAACCUCUGGCAAAGAAAAGUGUAGGACCAAGGAGAGAACAGGUUGCAGUCAAAAGGAGUGGAAGAAGAGACUCCAGUAACAAAGAAACCGACUCCUCUACGUCUUCAAUUAUCAAGUAUGGUUACAACACCAGUCCAGGCAAGGUACUUGACAAGAGCCAAAUAGAUGCUUUCAAGAAGCGUUCCCACACCAGCAGACUACACAUGCGCAAAAAGAGCAAAGAAGCAGGUGAUGAUAUGAUGAAGACAGCAUCAGUGGUUAGUGAUGGGGAGACGUCUGGUAGUGAAUACUCCAGCACUGCAGACAUGAAGGCAGUGAAGAUUGACAGCAAGAGUAUGGCAUCAUGUGUACCACUGCCCGAUCAACAACCACCAAUUGCCAGUACACCUCCUAGCAAGGAUACAGGAAGUGGCAAGGAGACAGAGAAGAAGGCGCAGGUUAUCCGCACUAGAAGUUUCUUUGGUGAAACGUCUGGCCAUGUCAUGGAUGCAAAGUUCAUCGGCAAUUUGGGAAGAUACCUCAACCAUAGCUGCAGUCCUAACCUCUUUGUUCAAAAUGUCUUUGUGGACUCGCAUGAUCUUCGCUUCCCGUGGGUGGCAUUCUUUGCUAAAAAGUAUGUGCGUGCAGGAGCCGAGUUGACCUGGGAUUAUAACUAUGAUGUUGGUAGCGUACCUGGCAAAUCACUGAUAUGCCUGUGUGGAUCUCAUGAGUGCAGGGGAAGGUUAUUGUAAUAUUGAUCACACCUAAUGUGUCUUGUCCUUUAUCCAGGUCAACUUGCCAAUUUUUAAAUUCUUUCAGUACCUUGUCUAAGAAAAGGUUUACCCAAAAUUUCACAAAAACUGAAAUUUUGAUGAGUUUAAACAUCCAAGCUGAUAAAAGAGUGACUUAACUGACCAUGACAUGAGUAA
Molecule: messenger RNA, 5813 nt
Organism: Patiria miniata (bat star)
Lineage: Eukaryota; Metazoa; Echinodermata; Asteroidea; Valvatida; Asterinidae
Gene: setdb1
Product: histone-lysine N-methyltransferase SETDB1-like
Exons: 38
Coding region: 162-5636 (1824 amino acids)
Biological process (GO): negative regulation of gene expression; heterochromatin organization
Cellular component (GO): nucleus
Molecular function (GO): protein binding; zinc ion binding; DNA binding
Source: RefSeq, a predicted model, not a curated record